AUGUAUAAACAUCUAGAUAUGAUGAUUCAGUCAAAUUCAACAUUAUGUUUAAAAAAUUUCUACGGAGUAUUUAAUUCUUUAUUACGACAUGUUUCUACAACAGGAUCUGUUAGUAACGUCAACAAUCUUUUCAAUUUCAAUCAGUGGCGUAUUUUGCAGAUACCAUCUCGAAAUCGCAGAAGUGAAGAGGUGAAGAAAUUUUAUUCAGAAACCGGUGACUAUAACCCUCCAAAUCAAGAUGCUAUUGAUAGAUUUAAACGUCUUCGUUGGGGUGCAUAUAUUCAUGCACGAACUGGUCGAGCUAAACAUUUAUAUAGACGAAGUGAAUCUGAAUUAGAUCGACGUUCCGAGCACAUUUUGACCAAUCGUGCAACAACUUUUUUAAUAAAUAAUUUGCUAAAUAGACAAUGGCGAACACCAAAAUAUUAUCCAAAUGAUAUUUAUGAACCAUAUCAUCAAAGAACCGGGGUCCCUUGGGAUUAUAGAUUACGGAAACCCAAAUUCUUCCCUUGAAUGUUAUAAUGCUAUUUAGUUAAGUUUACACAUAAACUCUUUUUAAUGAUAAUACCUUUUAUAAUUAAUCACAUUCGGACUACAGGUAACGAUAGACAUUUAAAUCUGUUUUCUUAUACUCUUUCUCCAUGGCUUUAAGGAAGAAUAAAUUGAGAAAAGCGGACAAGAUACCAGGUGAAAUGCAGCGAAUAGUGCUUUUGGCAUUUUUGUGGUUGUUACAGUUAUUUAGUGACCUUUUGAUUUAAGGUGAACACGAACAGCUAUUAUUACUCCAUGUUAAGUGAUGAUAUGUCAUUAAUGUGAUAAUGAGAAUAUGAUAAUAAUUAUAAUCCCAGUCGAACAAUCCGUCAAAUAGAUCAGUGAGCAGAGUUGACACAGGAACAAAGUAUUGAUAAGAUAAUACGAUUUGAGCAUAUCCAUUUCGCUUCUGUACCGACUUCGCUGAAUGCGUCGGGUUAGAGAUUGAGUCGCUUGAGUUGCUCUUCGAUUAAGUCAAGCACUUGGUUCAUUUAUCGGAUGUGUAGAGUUCGAAAUCUUCAUCAUCUACGAAGUCUUGGAGGUUGCGUUAGGUUCGUAGUAAGGCUCAGUACUUUAAUGUGGCCAAUUAAGUCGGGCGAUGAAGUUAUCGACGGGCUAACCACUUUAGUGACCCUGUAUCUGACUCUGAUUAAAUCUUUUCUGAUUGUGAUCGAAAUAUACAUCCCGGCUACCUCCGUAUAUAAUCAUCGACAUAAAUCGUGUUGGCGAAUUACGGAAUUAAAGUCAAAUACGAGAAUGAAGCUUGAGUGCGCAUAUUUCAUACAAUCGGCGAUCUGAACAGACAACCAGAGAGGGGAAGCGAAACUAAACGAUAUGCAUUGAAGAAGGCGAGUGAACCGAUUCCAUUUGAUAACGCGUGACUCAAUAUUUAUAUUCAGACAAAAAUAAAUUAGACACGUAAUGAAUAGAGCAAGCAAUUAACACACAUUCGACCACAUAAAAACAGUCUGAAUUAAUCAGCGAAUAGUUGACAAGGUCGUAAUAUGGCUUGAGAAGAAUAAAUAAAUUGGUCUUUCCAGAAGCUAGAAAAACCUAUGUGGGCUUGACAUAGGGUCGGUCACUACAAGUUUUCCAACAAAUAGCCUUAAUUAGGUUAUUUAUUAUCUAUGGGAAAUGAUGCAUAUUUUAUGCAUUUCAGUAAUUUUUUAAAAAUUUUAUAGACUUUCUUUGACGAUGGCAGAAAUCGAUUAUCAGACACAUCGAUUGGGAACGAAGAUUUCACAUUUGACUAACAAACGCUUCUUUAAAAUAACCGUGAAAGUACAAAACAAUCAACUUUUAUUCGAUAAAUAAGUCUGGGAAGUAUUUUUUUAAAUAAGAGAAUUAUUAACCAUAUUAGGAAUCCAACUUUUUGUUAAAUAAUCUACUAUUUACAAUUAUCAAAACAAACUUUACAAAGAUAACUAUUUUUUCAUCACAGUAAGUAAAUGUCAAAAGCUUGAUGUAAAAAUAUACUUAUAGAGUUUAUUACUUGUAUCAGUUAUUAAUAGAAUCCGGGAUAAGACCAUAUUUCUCAUUCUGUUGAGCUUCUGUGUAGAGGUACUCAUGUCUCUGCAAGUACUGUAGCAAACGAGAGCAAUGGGGGACAAUCAAAUGUGUUUGGGUAAAACAUCACAGAAUCGGUUGUGAAACCAUACAAUAAAUUGUCAAUCAAUUGUCUCAAACUUGAUCGUUCAUUCGUAUCCACACCAAUCACUCUAUGUUCUCGUUCUAUUCUUUUCGAUCUUAACCUUCUGCCACUAGGGAUUUCAUAUACACAUGCUACUUAUAUGUGUUGACAUCAGUAGCAUACACCACAGUACCUAUGCCCCUUUCGAUACAACACAAGACAUCUGUUAAGGCAUCACAGAUGAACUGUCAGUUUACUUUUCAUAAGCGUACGAUAUCACAACCCACUAACUUCGUGUUGCUUCAAAGUUGGAAUGGAUUACACUGGUGUUUGGACUGUAGUGAGAUUUACUUGCAUAAGAUUGGCUGUCUUUAAAUAUGAUAAAAUCAACUUAAUUGUUUUAACUGCUGAUGUAUCACAUGGAAAUAAAACGAUAUAAUUCUGUACGAGAAUUCACUGAUUAGAUCCGUGAUGCAUUCCAAUGUAUCAGAGCGUGAAAAACACUGAAAUAAACACUUGAACACUGAGAAAAAUUAUUUGAUGUUUCAAGAAAUAUCACCCUAAAUCUCCAGUCACUGUAAGCAUACUGAGGACAUUACUCGGGAAGCUGCAUGUUUUCAAAAUGGUUUAGGCUAUCAGCUGGUUACGUUUACUUUAAGAAGUAAUGGAAUCUUCGAAUGUUAUAACUUCUAUAUUUAUUUAUUUUGAUAGAUUCAUAAGAUGAGGCGAGUAGGCCUAGAACAAAUUCCUUAAAAAAUGAAAAACUAGUUCAGGAAUAAAAUGAUCUAAUUCUUGUUGUCGGCCGCAAUAAAAAAGGCAGUAGACUGAUGAACGAAAUGCUUGUCAUUCUACAACUGCUCAAAUAUUUUGCCCAAGUAAUAUGCUUUGAAAGCUUGGAAAUAAGUCAAAAGUAUUUUGAUUAAUAUAAGGUCUUCUCAAAUACGAACACAUUACAGAAGUAUCAAAGCAGAUAAACUGAACAACACAUUCGAGAAAUGAAAUUCCCAAGCAUAAAUUUUCUUAUGGGAUAAUCUCAACGCGUAAGUUUUGUAAGGUUAGAUUUCCAAAUGAUUUCUUUAAAAAAAUAUAAAGCGUUGCUAUCUUAGCAUGAGUAUGUUAUAUUUUUGAAUAAUUUGAGCCAAGCGGAUUGUUUUCGAACAGGGAACCAACGUACAAGCAGUUUACUAGGAAAAAGCUCAAUAUCUGUGUGUAGUUGAUGUAGUAAAAGAUAAAUAAUAAACACUGGUUUUCAGCACUUCACUUAUUAUGAACUAUCACAUAGGCAUUUCGAUUAAUGUAGGUCGAUAACUGUUGUGCUUUUUCUCCACUUUAAGAUACUUCCAUAAAACUGCUUCGACAUAAAUAAAGAACGGGCCAUAUUUUGUGUAAUUUUAAGUUUCUUUAAUUAACGCAUUUUGGUUGGAAGUGAAAUAUCCGCAAGCUUUCUAAAGUUUUUCUAUUUCUGAAUCCUAGAUAACUAUUGACUGAAAAACCGGAAACCAUUUUUCAGCUACUAACUAUGGAUAGACAGGUUGAGUCUUCUUCAAUAUAUUUGCUUGAAAAGACUAGCAAUAUCGAACUAAUUCGCGUUUAAUGGGUUAUUUGGGGUUUAAAUUUCUCCACAGUGCAAGCUAAAUAUUCAUCGAAUUUAUUACUUCAGGCGCUAUGUAAAAUGAGCAGCAAGUUGCGAUAAGUCUACAAAGUAUAAUUAACUCGUCAACGAAUUUUCUUUAUUGAAAAGUAUCAAAAAAAAUAACCAUCAUCUAGUUGAUGUCAUUAGGAACAUGGGACAAAAGGCAGGGAUGAGAAAAGCAGGAGUAUUUCCUACAAUUUAAGGAUAUAUGGAACUCGAAACAAAUGUCAGCCAACACCGAAGUUAGAAUUUCCAAUAAAAACACCAAGACAUUCCUAUCGUAUUGAACUAGAACUUAGAGAACUACUACCGUCAUCAUCAGACGGAUACAGGUAUUCAUAUACAGUUUACGCAAGAUCCUUCAGAUCUGUAGGCCAGACACCAUUAGCAAAAUCAACAAUGGCAUAGAAAAAACUAGAUUCCAGUUAAGGAGAAAUUUAGAGAAAGACGCUGGGGGUGCAUAGGAGACACUGCAAGUCUAUAUAUAUCCGCAUCACAAAUUGAGCUCUAACUUGAAAUUUCGAAGGUAAAAGAAAAAGUUGUUGACCAAAGAACAUGUUGAGCCAGAAAUCAAAAGAGUGGAUAUCACUCGAAAGCAACUGAAAAGGAGAGCCUAGGACAGAGUAGGUUUGAGAUUUUUGUGAGAGGUCACAGGUAUAAAGAAGUAAAAGCUUAUGUAUACAGUUGAAGUUAUUUACGGAAUAUUCAUAUUAAUUUUUUAUUCCUUAAGUGAUAAUUUUUUUUACAAGAUGUACUGGUUUUUCAAAAACUUAAGUAGAGUUGAUGUAUCUGAUAUUUGACAAAGCAAUUCUAUUCACAUCACCCAAGAUCAAAUUUUGAGAUAUUCACUUAUGCCCCUAAUCAAGCGGGAUUAAAACAAUGUGAUCACGAUUUGAAUUUCCAGAGUCCAUGUUUUUAGGGCCUUUUAUAAUUACUUUAAGCAUCAAGAACAACAUAUCGAUACUAUCGGAAGUUUAGUUAUUAAUCAAUCAUAUUCAAAAUUAUCUUAUUUUUUCCAAUAGUAUAACAGAUGAAGAUAAGGUUGAAUAAAUGACAUUGUAAUAGUUUACUUGCCGUUUAUGAAGUACUUUCGAACCAGUUGUUAGGAAAAUGGAACAAUGCUUACAUAGCCUUACCGUCACAUGUGAUCUUGAACAUUACCUCAUUGAGAGUUUACUCUCUUAUUAACUAAAAUAAUAAAUGCUCUAUUAAAAUGGGUUAUUAGCAAAUAAUUAGUGCUUCAAAUAGUUUGAAUUAUUUCUGGUUAGCAUUUUUUAUUGAGUUAGUUUUCUACGGGAUGAGGUCGCUAACCCAUACCCAACCAUAUUCCGUUAUCCGAGUUUGAGACUGGCAGUAGCCCCAGAGGGUAUCCAGGCGGAGUUAUGAGUGAAUAAUCACUAAAUAUUAUCGUAAUUGAAGCACUAAAUAUUAUCCAUUCAAAACUAACUUUCCACACAUUUUAUAAACUAAUUGAGUGACAUAGUAACUAGAGCUAUCUUCAUCACCAUCACAAUCAGAAAUGUGAAAAUUAUUCAGUAAUCAUCGAUAAUUGGUUCGUGUAUUAAAAAAAUAAAUUUAUGAAAGAUGUGUGUUGUUGGAUUCAUUUUGUUCAUAUAUUAACUGAUCAUUGAAUAGUCUACAAAUAACAAACUGUAUUAUUUGUUCUUUCGAAAUAUUGUAUUAAUUUAUAAUUCUGAUAUGAUGGAAAGAAAAGUCCAUUUUCGAGUGAUUUACUCAUUAUGAGUUAUUGUUCAAGAUUACUUCCGUUUUGAUUCAAUGUAAUGAUUACUCAAUGUAGUAUUUGGUCUUCUUUUUCUCGUAUGAUAUUUUAUUCUGUAUAAUAUACGAUAUUCAUGUAUUCCAUUGACAUAAACUAUGCUCAGUAUGUCAAUUGUUAUAACUCUAAGUAUUUUUCAUAUAUGUGAUUUCAUCCUAAUUAUUAAUCGAAAAUGGGUGUAAAAUCAAUAUAUAAACCAGUGUAUUUUAGACUGUUUUGAUCAUCGUUGUCGUCGUGUUUUG
Schistosoma curassoni is the source of this 5813-nucleotide messenger RNA. NCBI's taxonomy places the organism in Eukaryota, Metazoa, Platyhelminthes, Trematoda, Strigeidida, Schistosomatidae. The record is from the annotation of a GenBank genome assembly.